GACUGGUGCUCUGCUAUACUAUGAUUCGCUAUGUGCUCACAUUGAUUGUCAGUGUGCUCAGCGCCCGGGGGCUGCGGGGACUGCCGGCUGCUCAAGGUGCCGUAGGCUCACGGGAAGAGCCACAGUUUGUCACGGCCCGUGCUGGAGAAAGCGUGAUAUUAGGUUGCGAUGUGAUCCACCCUCUCACUGCACAGCCCCCACCAUAUGUAGUUGAGUGGUUUAAGUUUGGCGUUCCCAUCCCCAUCUUCAUCAAAUUUGGGUUCUACCCUCCUCACGUGGACCCAGAAUAUGCAGGCCGUGCAACCCUCCAUGACAAGGCUUCCCUGCGCAUCGACCAGGUGCGUUCGCAAGAUCAGGGCUGGUAUGAGUGCAAGGUCCUAAUGUUGGAGCAGCAAUACGACACAUUUCACAAUGGCAGCUGGGUGCAUCUCACAGUGAACGCACCGCCUACUUUCACAGAAACCCCACCCCAGUAUCUGGAGGUAAAAGAAGGCACCAGUAUCACUUUAACUUGCACUGCUUUUGGGAACCCCAAACCCACUGUCUCGUGGUUCCGGGAGGGACAGUUCCUGGCAGGAACCUCAAAAUAUCAGGUGAAUGAUGGGAGUCUGACCAUCUCCUCCAUUGGACGUGAAGACAGAGGGUCUUACACCUGCCGUGCUACCAGUAUUCAGGGAGAAGCAGUCCACAGCACACGACUGCUCGUACAAGGGUCACCCUUCAUUGUUUCCCCUCCGGAGAACAUCACAGUAAACAUUUCCCAGGAUGCUCUGUUCACAUGCCAGGCCGAGGCCUAUCCAGGGAACCUUACCUACACAUGGUACUGGCAAGAAGAGAAUGUCUUCUUUAAAAAUGACUUGAAGAUGAGAGUUCGAAUUCUGAUAGAUGGGACACUCAUUAUAUUCCGAGUCAAACCAGAGGAUGCUGGGAAAUAUACCUGCACACCAAGUAACAGUCUGGGACACUCACCAUCUGCAUCUGCAUAUCUAACUGUCCAAUAUCCCGCACGCGUUGUGAAUAUGCCAUCAGUUAUCUACGUCCCGGUUGGUAUUCACGGUCACAUUCGCUGCCCUGUGGACGCCGUGCCCCCUGUGACAUUUGUGAAGUGGAAUAAAGAUGGUCGUCCACUGAGGAUAGAUAAGUUCUCUGGCUGGAAGCUCUUGGAAGAUGGUUCUCUUCACAUCGAGGAGGCUACGGACGAAUUACUGGGCACCUACACCUGUGUGCCUUACAACGCGUUGGGGACCAUGGGCCAGUCCCCUCCUGCACGGCUGCUGCUGAAGGACCCGCCCUAUUUUACGGUGCUCCCUGGCUGGGAAUACAGGCAGGAGGCUGGGAGGGAGCUGCUCAUUCCUUGUGCCGCUGCAGGAGAUCCCUUUCCCACCAUCUCAUGGAGAAAGGUCGGAAGGCCAUCCCUCAGUAAGCACAGUGUGCUGCCUAGCGGCUCCUUGCAGUUCCGAUCACUCGGUAAAGAAGAUCACGGGGAAUGGGAGUGUAUAGCCAGCAAUGUGGUAACAAGCAUCACUGCCAGUGCUCAUCUCACGGUUAUUGGUACCAGCCCUCAUGCCCCUUCUAAUGUCAGAGUCAUGGUGUCCAUGAAUACGGCGAAUGUGUCGUGGGAAGCGGGAUACGAUGGAGGAUUUGAUCAGAUAUUCUCUGUUUGGAUCAAGCGUGCUCAGUUUGGACCCCAUGAUUGGGUCUCCAUGCCUGUUCCUGGUGGAGUAUCUUUCCUUCUUGUGGACUCCUUGGAUCCUGAGACAGAAUACCAAUUCAGUGUUCUCGCUCAGAACAAAUUGGGGACAAGUUCAUUCAGCGAGGUGGUCACAGUGAAGACCCUAGCCUUCCUUCCCACAACCCCUGAGCCUCUUCUGGUAUUGACCUCACCCCGCUGCCUGAUCGCCAAUAGAACUCAGCAGGGAGUCCUCCUGUCUUGGCUUCCUCCAUCCAAUCAUAGCUUUCCUUUAGAUCGUUACAUCAUGGAGUUUCGUCUAGCAGAAAGGUGGGAGAUUCUAGAUGACUCGAUCGGGGGCAGUGACACAGAGAUCUUAGCGAAGGAACUAUCCCAGGAUACAUGGUAUGAGUUCCGGGUGCUGGCUGUGAUGCAGGACCUGAUCAGUGAACCCAGUAACAUCGCUGGAGUGUCUAGUUCAGAUGUUUUUCCAUCUCCAGAUCUGAGUGACGAGGGGUUUGCUCGCCCAGUGCUUGCUGGCAUUGUGGCAACCAUCUGCUUUUUGGCAGCUGCUGUCUUGUUCAGUACAUUGGCAGCUUGCGUGGUGAACAGGCAGCGUAAGCGUAAAAUGAAAAGGAAAAAAGAUCCACCUCUUUCAAUCACUCAUUGUCGAAAAAGCAUGGAGUCUCCGUUGUCCUCUGGAAAGGUAAGCCCAGAGAGCGUACGGACACUCCGUGCCCCAUCAGAGUCAUCAGAGGAUCAAGGCCCGCCAUCCAAACGCCCUUUGAGUCCUGGGCGUGAAAAAGAGCUGUCAUUGUACAAGAAAACCAAACGUGCCAUGGCCAGCAAGAAGUACAGCGUCAGCCAGGCCGAAGCAGAGGUUACCACUCCCAUUGAAUUGAUUAGCAGAGGUCCAGAUGGGCGUUUUGUGACAGAAAGUCCAGACCAGGAACCAACUCUCAGGAGUCGCAGGAUUCAAGGUUUCCCCUUUGCUGAAGAGACAGACAUGUACCCAGAGUUUCGUCAGUCAGAUGAGGAGAACGAUGAGCCAUCAGGCAUGAAAUCCCAACUCACCCCAUUGUCAUCCAGUCAGGACUCUCCUCUCCAGCCUCCGGCAUACAGUCCCCGCUUCCAGCAUCCAUCUAGUGAGGGAAGGCAACAAGCAUCAGGCCAGUCCAGACCUGGUGGAUACCAUCAUGGCCAUCUGUAUGGCUACCUCAGCAGUAGCCCUCGUGAUUCAGAUCCACCUCCACCCUUCUACAUGCCGGAAGUUAGCCCACUGAGUUCUGUUAUGUCCUCCCCACCAUUGCUUCCAGAAGGAUCUUUUCCCCCCAUCCCAGAGGAAAAUGGAGAGAACAGUUCCAGUAGUACACUUCCCCUAACACAUACACCUACUGGAGGGCGCUCUCCAGAACAGUGGGGUGGCCCUGACUUCCCUUUUGGAGGUUUGGAGGCCCCGCCGUCUCCCUCCAUGUUUGUACAGCACAGGUACGAGACAGCGGAGAUUAGGCGUCCUCUUCCUCCACCUCCUCCUGCACCUUUUCCACGUGGACACCCACCACCAAACUCCCUACAGGUCCCAUCAUAUGCUGCCAUUAUACCCCUGGAACCUCAUCCUGGCUGGGCAGGACGGCUUCCAAGUCGUUGCCCACCUCCACCUCACCCCACUUCUUGGCAAGAUGCAGCUAUGCAACUGGCUGUACAGGGCCAGCUUCGGCACACCAGCCAAGGAAUGGGAAUUCCGGUGCUUCCAUACCCAGACAUCCAUGAAGCUGGGCCCUUUGGAAUGGAUGCUCGCUGGUUUGAAAGCCGGACGCGUCCACAGAUGAGCCCUAGGCAGCACCGCAGACUAGAGCCCAGUCUACAUCAGGUGGUGCUACAACCCUCUCGUCUUUCCCCACUCACCCAAAGUCCCCUAAGUUCCAGACAUGGUUCCCCUGAGCUGAGUGCUAGAGCCAGGCCCCGUCCUGGUAUGCUGCCCCCACCAGACUGUUCUGGCAUUGCCCUUCAGCCUCCAGGCUUCCUACACAACUCACCUCCUUCUUCUGGAUCCCCAGGAAAGAGCAGCCAUGGGGGAAGCCCUAGCUACAGAAUUACACCACCCAAUUCCUCCCCACAUGGUGAUGGACGAAGGAGAGGAGAAGAAAGGGUGCACGCAGAGACGGCGGUGCUGUGCACUGCAGGAGUUGGGAUUGCUGCUGUACCUGAGAGACUGGAAAUUGUGAGAGAUCAGCGUGUUCACAAGCCCAAGAAAUCCAACAAGGGUUCUUCUAAAUCCCGAAAACACUCUGAUGGAUCCAACUCGCAGGUUCACCAGCCGCCCCCAUCCAUGUACACAGACACUCGUUGCAUCCGUAGGAAGAAACGUGCAGCUGGACACGACCCCCUCUCUCGCCUCUCAGCUCUGAGGGACGAGCUUUGUCACCGAGCACUGUCGGAUGAUCGGGCCGCCAUUCUGACCAGCACCGAACCUGAUGACUCCAGCGGCCAUGCCACCCUUCUGUGACCAUCCCUGGAGAGAGGCCUGGCUUCUAGGCUCUUUCUGUCUCUUGGUGCUUACACCCCCCGUUCCUCCCUAGGAAACAACCUGUACACAAAACCGUGAGCAGGAAUCGUGCAUUCAAUGCCUACCUCACCAACCCUGUGUGUGUGCUGAGGAUACGCCCGUGCCUCCCAUCUCGGAGCAAUGUACAGUGUUAAGACUGCAAACUGAGGAUACAUGCAUAGGUCACAGAUCAGCACUAUGUAUAGUGUGACUAUAGCACAGUAUAGGAGCUCUGAGAAGACACCAUGUCUCACCGCUCAUCUAUGUGUAUGGUGUUCAAACCCUUAAUUCCACUAGAGGCAAGGUCCAUAGCUCUUAUGGACACAGCACUUGCCGUGUGUAUGCAUAGUGUAUGUAUGUAUUUUAUGUCAAUUCUCCCACAAUCAAAUUUGGAAGGUAUCUCAAUGCAUUGGUGGCCUAAAUUGGAUGAUAAAAUCGGUCAGUUGUUUAAAGGGAAGCAAACACCAAAGCUCUGAAGAGUUUUUUGUUGGCUCCUUCUCACUACCUAACCAUGUCCAUACAUAGACACCAUGUCUAAACGGUUUAGAUAACAAACAGUGGUGUGUGGAGUGUUGACAGAUGGCUACUGGUGAGCUGGCCAUACCUAGGCCACCACGUUCAAGCUGGAAAAUGUCUCCUAGUCAGUUGGCUUUUAGAUUAUUGUCUCCUAUUUUAGCCUAAGAUUUAGCAGCUCUCCUUUAAUCACCGAAGGACAUAGAUUAGUGAACAUGUGUGCAAUUAUGACGUAAUUUACAGCUAAAUAUUCCUAAUAUUUUACUCCUGGCAAAAAAAAACAAAAGAAAAAUUAUUGUGGCCAUGACUUACUUUGUAAAUGGGUGCAGCUAUUACCGGUAACAACAGUUGGAAAUAAGUCCUUAUUGGCUGUCUUGGAGUCCUCAAAUUGACUUACAAAAUUGAUUGGUAAUUUCUAGUUUUUCCCAUUC
Pelobates fuscus (common spadefoot toad) is the source of this 5158-nucleotide messenger RNA. RefSeq names its product immunoglobulin superfamily member 9B (gene IGSF9B). Gene Ontology annotation, biological process: cell-cell adhesion. The record is from RefSeq and is a predicted model, not a curated record. Gene Ontology annotation, molecular function: protein binding. The transcript has 20 exons. Lineage: Eukaryota; Metazoa; Chordata; Amphibia; Anura; Pelobatidae. The coding region runs from base 21 to 4175 and encodes 1384 amino acids.